ACACAACCUGCUCUCUUUAACAAAUCAUGAAUGAACCAAAACAUGAUUAUCCUUACCCUGCUCAAGGAGGAGGUUAUAAUCAAGAACCGCCGGUGAUGGCGCCACCUCAAUAUGCCGCACCUCCUCCUCCCCGACGACGUGGUUUCUUUGAAGGCUGUCUAGCGGUUCUGUGUUGCUGUUGUUUUGCUGACGAGUGUUGCUGUGAUCCAAAUAUCAUUUGCUUCUGAUCGCUUUCCUUGUUGCGGUGAAUAGAAGAAAUAUGAAUUGUAUUUUGUUCUUGUUUUGUUUUAGAUUUUAAUUUAAAUGUAUUUAUUUACUUAUUUAUGGUGUUCUAAUGAAUCCAUGUACUAGCACUUUGUGUUUGUGUCAAUAAAUUACAAAUUU
This is a messenger RNA of Lactuca virosa, 384 nucleotides long. Lineage: Eukaryota; Viridiplantae; Streptophyta; Magnoliopsida; Asterales; Asteraceae. The record is from the annotation of a GenBank genome assembly.